Molecule: messenger RNA, 3202 nt
Organism: Seriola aureovittata
Lineage: Eukaryota; Metazoa; Chordata; Actinopteri; Carangiformes; Carangidae
Product: solute carrier family 2, facilitated glucose transporter member 11-like
Exons: 1
Coding region: 90-1697 (535 amino acids)
Biological process (GO): monosaccharide transmembrane transport
Cellular component (GO): membrane
Molecular function (GO): hexose transmembrane transporter activity
Source: RefSeq, a predicted model, not a curated record
UUGCCUGAUGGCUAACGGUAGUUUUAAAGUGGAGCAACACGGAGUGAAGGGCAUGCACGUUUUCUUCCUCUGGAACAGCUGAGCUUAAGAUGAACUCCACACAUGAUACUGACCCGGAGGAAACCAGCGAAACGCCAGGCAGUGCCAGGAUCCUUGCUUUGACUGUGUGCUCUGCAGCCAUUGGAGGCACCUUCCAGUAUGGCUACAACAUCUCAAUCAUCAACGCUCCUACCAGCUACAUUCAGGGUUUCAUCAACGAUACCUACAUGGAGCGGUGGGGCACAAGCUUGGACAUCCCUCAGGUGACCAUACUGUGGACUGUUAUUGUAUCAGCCUUCUCACUGGGAGGUUUGGUGGGUGCGCUUUUAGCAGGUCCUAUGGCAGUCCACUUUGGGAGGAAGAACUCGCUGCUUCUGAACAAUUCUUUCCUGUUUGUUGGCGCUGUGCUGGUGCUAACGUGCAGGGUGGCAAAGUCUUUUGAGAUGAUCAUCCUCGCUCGAUUUCUGGUGGGAAUGAACUCAGGCGUAAGUAUGAACAUUCAGCCUAUGUAUUUUGGGGAGAGCGCCCCCAAACACCUCCGAGGUGCUGUGGCUUUUUCCUCAGCUGUUUUCACUGCAUUUGGGAUUUUCUUGGGUCAGGUUGUGGGACUCACUGAGCUGCUGGGCACAGAGCCUCUUUGGCCCUACUUACUAGCUAGCAACGCUUUGCCGGCAUCGAUCCAGCUGCUUACCUUACCUUGGUUCCCUGAAAGCCCCAGGUACCUACUCAUUGACCGGGGGGAUAGGGAAGCGUGUGUCCGGGCACUUGGGAGACUCCGCGGUGGGGAGGCUCCUGUCUCGGAGAUGGAGGAGAUGCUUCAGGAGCAGCAGCAGCAACAAUCAAUAGCCUUAAGUUCUGGAGGUGCAGCUUCUGCCAAGACGCCCUGGGCCUUGUUUAAGGAUCGCGACCUGCUACCCCAGCUCAGGACAGUCAUGGCUGCCAGUAGUGCUAUGAUGCUCUGUGGCAAUGACUCCUUCUACUUCUAUGCUUCUUACAUCUUUCUCGAAGCAGGGAUCCCUCCAGAGAAAGUCCAGUAUGUCACCAUUGGCACCGGGGCAUCUGAGCUUACCGCUUCUAUACUGAGUAAUUUCCUGAUUGAACGUGUGGGCCGCAGGUACCUUCUCGUCGGAGGGUACAGUCUUAUGUCUUGCUGGACUGUAGUCUUCACUGUAGCUCUUAACCUCCAGAGUCGCGGGGUGGCGGGGAUGCCCUACCUCAGCAUGGCAUGUGUUUUCUCGUACAUCCUCAGCUUUGGCUUGGGCCCCGCAGGAGUGACCGGGAUCCUACCUGCUGAGAUCUUUGACCAGGCGGCUCGCCCGGCAGCGUACAUGGUCGCCGGCUCGCUCAUGUGGAUCAGCCUGUUCUUGGUGGGAAUGUUGUUCCCUUUCAUUGUCAACAGCUUGGGGGACUUCUGCUUCUUGCCUUUCUUGGCUGUUUGUUUGGUGUCUGCUUUGUUUUUGGGGCUCACAUUACCAGAGACUAAAGACAAGACGCUGGCUGAGAUUACCGCAGAGUUUCAUAGAAAAAAUGAAACGAAGAAUGACAGGCCAGGGAGGCAGGUGGAUGAGUCCAACACAGAUCAGCCCCAGCUCCAUACGGCCUGUUCCUUCACUAGCCUGACACAAGAUCCUGGCUGCAACCAAAAGAAUAGGGACUGAAAUUUGACAUGCUCCAGUGAAAGUGGGAACAAACCAGGCUGUGCCUUUUGUGGUCGCUAAAUGCACUUUCACUGUCGGGUAGAUUACUCCAGAGAUAUAAUCUAAAUUCCUUAUUGAUGAAAGACGAUCUCUGCAUAAUGACUGAUAAUUCAUAAUUUAAUUAUGAGCUUUAAGAUUCUGUAGCCAUUCACUGGAUGUGUGAAGUAUGUAACAGAUGUGCUGUCCUUAUCUCACUACUCAGGCAAGAGAGUGGUAAGAUACUCUUCUGUUGUGAUCUCUGUUGUGGCAAUUACAUACAGUACGCUCGCACAGAGGAAGCAUCCUAAUAACCUCAAUCAGCUACUACUACUAAUCAGCUAAUCUGCUACUGUUUAUAGUUUUUUUUUAUCAUAAACAUGACUUCAUGUUUAAGUUUGAUCAACGUUUUGAAUGACUUCACCCUUUAUAAGUUUAAGGUAUAAGAAGGAAAUUCACGUCACAAGAAACAAUCUGAACGGCUGGGGAACAGAUAAAGAGCUUGUGAAACCUGUAGUAAGUCACUGUCUUGAGUCGUAAUGUGUGUUUCUAACUGAAGGAAGGAGUCAAGACAAUAAUAUACCUCACAUGAAGCCUCAUAGUCCUCACUCAUACCCACUCCAACUCUUUCCAGUAGAGUGGGUAAUCGUUUGAAUCGCCUGUAUUAAAGGAUUACUCACCCUAAUUCAACACAUCUGCACUGGGUAGAUAAUGGUGCUUGUUUAUUAUGUAAUCUGACUGUUUUGUUGACAUGUCUGUCUAGUUCAGUGAUCCAUGUUUGUGCACCUUUUUCCCCCACAAUCAAAGAUCCAAGUGGAAAUAUUGACUCCAAACUCUGGCAGCUUUGGUGUCAUGUUCUACCCGGUUCAUUUCGCAGGAUAUCAUGCCUCUGUAAUUUAUCAACAAACCUGUGGUGCUGCUCGCAAUUUAACAAACGUAUGAAACAUCAUCUGAGGCACUGAGUGGACGGCUGCAGCGCUGCAAACGGUCCAGUAGGUGUUGCACUGUCACUGUUGUUUGCGUGCUCUCCUUCACAUACUGGAAAUAUAAAGCUGUAUGAUAUCAAAAAUGAAUCACAGAUGUAUUUCAGCCGAGUGAAGAGGACACAUUCAGCAGCUGUCAGCUCAACAACCUCUCCAGGCCGUCUGUCGACCAAUCUGUCAUGGCUUCUGUAUAAUUUCUUAGUAAAACAUUAUUUAUUCUUUCUUUUUUUUUUUUUUAAAUGGUAAUCUAAAUCACCGUUUCAAUCAUUUUCCUGGAAACUUUCCUGGAUUUCAGGGAGGAAAACACACGUAGCAUGUUGAAGACGCUGUGCACUGACUGAAUGAAUUUACUAGUUACUGUAUGACACUGUCAAUCCAAAGAAUGUUAUGAUAGUAAGCAUGUGAUAAAAAUGUGUAAUGUUCAGGCUGUGUUUUUAGUUAUUGGCUGCAAAAAUACAUUAUAUUUAUUCAAUGGGAACAAUAAUAAAACAUAAAAGUGCUGAUCUA